AUGCCCCUCUUCAGCUUCUUUUUUCAAUGCCUGCCCCGCUUGGUCCCCUUCCAGGACAUUCAGGAGGUACAGGGCUACGUGCUCAUCGCCCACAACCAGAUGCAGCAGGUCCCACUGCACAGGCUGAGAAUCGUGCGGGGCACCCAACUCUUCCUGGACAAGUUUGCCCUGGCCGUGUUGGACAACGGAGACACAUCCGACCCUGCCACUCCUGCCCCGGGGGCUGUCCCUGGGGGGCUGCAGGAGCUACAGCUGCGAAGCCUCACAGAGAUCCUGAAGGGAGGCGUCCAGAUCCUGCGGAACCCCCAGCUUUGCUACCAGGAGACCAUUCUGUGGAAAGACAUCUUCCACAAGAACAACCAGCUGCCCCAGGAGAUGGUCGAUAGCAACCAUUCCCGGGCCUGCAGGCCCUGUUCCCCAGCUUGUAAAGUCUCCCGCUGCUGGGGGGAAAGUCCCAAGGACUGUCAGAGAUUGACCCGCACCAUCUGUGCCGGUGGCUGUGCCCGCUGCAAGGGCCCGCUGCCCACGGACUGCUGCCAUGAGCAGUGUGCGGCCGGCUGCACGGGCCCCAAGCACUCCGACUGCCUGGCCUGCCUGCACUUCAACCACAGUGGCAUCUGUCAGCUGCAGUGCCCGUCCCUGUUCACCUAUAACACGGACACCUUCGAGUCAGUGCUAAACCCAGAGGGCCGCUACAUCUUUGGUGCCAGCUGCGUGACCACCUGUCCCUACAACUACCUGUCUACGGAUGCAAGCUCCUGCACCCUGGACUGUCCCCUGAACAGCCAAGAGGUGACAGCGGAGGAUGGCACCCAGCAGUGUGAGAAAUGCAACAAGCCCUGUGCCCAAGUGUGCUACGGCCUGGGCCGGGAACACUUGCGGGAGGUGAGGGCGGUCACCAGUGCCAAUAUCCAGGAGUUUGCUGGCUGCAAGAAGAUCUUUGGGAGCCUGGCUUUUCUACCGGAGAGCUUUGCGGGGGACCCAGCCUCCAACACACCCCCGCUGCAGCCUGAGCAGCUCAGAGUGUUCGAGACACUUCAAGAGCUCACAGGUUACCUGUACAUCUCAGCGUGGCCAGAUAGCCUGUCCGACCUCAGUGCCUUCCAGAACCUUCGAGUCAUCCGGGGACGAGCUCUGCACGACGGCGCCUACUCGCUGACCCUGCAAGGGCUGGCCAUCAGCUGGCUGGGGCUGCGCUCGCUGCGGGAGCUGAGCAGCGGGCUGGCCCUCAUCCACCGCAACGCCCGGCUCUGCUUCGUCCACACGGUGCCCUGGGACCAGCUCUUCCGGAACCCUCACCAGGCCCUGCUGCACACUGCCAACCGGCCCGAGGCCGAGUGCGUGGGCCAGGGCCUGGCCUGCUACCCCCUGUGCGCCCACGGCCACUGCUGGGGUCCAGGGCCCACCCAGUGUGUCAACUGCAGCCAGUACCUGCGGGGCCACGAGUGCGUGGAGGAAUGCCGAGUUCUUCAGGGGCUCCCCCGGGAGUAUGUGAAGGACAGACACUGUCUGCCGUGCCACCCUGAGUGUGUGCCCCAGAAUGGCUCCGAAACCUGCUUCGGAUUGUUCCCGGAUGAGGAGGGCACGUGCCAGCCUUGCCCCACCAACUGCACCCACUCCUGUGUGGACCUGGACGAGAAGGGCUGCCCCGCUGAGCAGAGACCCAGCCACGUGACGUCCAUCAUCACCACUGUGGUGGGCGUGCUGCUGCUGCUGGUCUUGGGGCUCUUGCUGUUCGCUGUCGUCAAGCGGCGGCGGCAGAAGAUCAGGCCGGGCACUGACCACUGCCCGCUUCCCCAGCUGGUGGAGCCGCUGACACCCAGCGGGGUGAUGCCCAACCAGGCUCAGAUGCGGAUCCUGAAGGAGACAGAGCUGAGGAAGGUGAAGGUGCUUGGAUCUGGAGCCUUCGGCACGGUCUACAAGGGCAUAUGGGUUCCUGAUGGGGAGAAUGUGAAAAUCCCAGUGGCCAUCAAAGUGUUGAGGGAAAACACGUCCCCGAAAGCCAACAAGGAAAUCCUGGAUGAAGCGUACGUGAUGGCUGGUGUGGGCUCUCCAUACGUGUCCCGCCUCCUGGGCAUUUGCCUGACCUCCACGGUGCAGCUGGUGACCCAGCUCAUGCCCUAUGGCUGCCUCCUGGACCACGUCCGUGAGCACCGGGGACACCUGGGCUCCCAGGAUCUGCUCAACUGGUGCGUGCAGAUUGCCAAGGGGAUGAGCUACCUGGAGGAAGUGCGGCUUGUGCACAGGGACCUGGCCGCCCGGAACGUGCUGGUGAAGAGCCCCAACCACGUGAAGAUCACGGACUUCGGGCUGGCGCGGCUGCUGGACAUUGACGAGACCGCGUACCAUGCGGACGGGGGCAAGGUGCCCAUCAAGUGGAUGGCGUUAGAGUCCAUUCUCCACCGGCGGUUCACCCACCAGAGUGAUGUGUGGAGCUACGGUGUGACUGUGUGGGAGCUGAUGACUUUUGGGGCCAAACCUUAUGAUGGGAUCCCAGCCCGGGAGAUCCCUGACCUGCUGGAGAAGGGGGAACGGCUACCCCAGCCUCCCAUCUGCACUAUUGAUGUCUACAUGAUCAUGGUCAAAUGUUGGAUGAUUGACUCUGAGUGCCGGCCGAGGUUCCGGGAGUUGGUGUCCCAAUUCUCCCGCAUGGCCAGGGACCCCCAGCGCUUUGUGGUCAUUCAGAAUGAGGACCUGGGCCCAACCAGCCCUUUGGACAGCUCCUUCUACCGCUCGCUGUUGGAGGAUGAGGACAUGGGGGACCUAGUGGAUGCCGAGGAGUACCUGGUGCCCCAGCAGGGCUUCUUCUGUCCAGAUCCCGCUCCCAGUGCAGGCGCCCCGGCCUCCUGCAGGCACCGCAGCUCAUCCACCAGGAGUGGUGGUGGUGAGCUGGCCCUGGGGCUGGAGCCCUCCAAUGAGGCGCCCCCGCGGUCGCCCCUGGCACCCUCGGAAGGGACAGGUUCCGAUGUGUUUGACGGCGACCUGGUCAUGGGGGCAGCCAAGGGGCUGCAGAGCCUUCCCUCGCAUGACCCCAGUCCUCUGCAGCGGUACAGCGAGGACCCCACAGGAACGCACACACCUGAGACGGAUGGCUACGUCGCCCCCCUGACUUGCAGUCCCCAGCCUGAAUACGUGAACCAGCCCCGGGUUCGGCCACAGCCCCCCUCUCCCCUAGAGGUCCCUCGGCCGCCUUCCCACCCUGCUGGUGCCACUCUGGAAAGACCCAAGACGCUCUCCCCCAAGACUCUCUCCCCUGGGAAGAAUGGAGUUGUCCGAGAUGUUUUUGCUUUUGGGGGUGCUGUGGAGAACCCUGAAUACUUGGCACCCCGGACUGGGGCUGCCCCUCCACCCCACUCUCCCCGCGCCUUCAGCCCAGCCUUUGACAACCUCUAUUACUGGGACCAGGACCCAUCGGGGCGGGGCUCGCCACCCAGCACUUUCGAAGGGACCCCGACAGCAGAGAACCCGGAGUACUUAGGUCUGGACGCGCCAGUGUGAGGCCAAAGGCCAAGUCAGCUGAAGCCCCGCUGUACCUCAGGGAAUGGGCAAGGCUGGACUUCCGGCCCACAUCAGGACGAGGCGGAAGAGGGCCCCCAGACCGCCUGCGUCCAAAGGAGCCCGCCAUGCUGAGAAUCGGUCCUAAGGAACCUUCUUAUCCACAUUCCAAAGUGGCUGAGAAGGAGCCUGGCUGGAAGGGUGGGGCGCCCUGGGUGCUCUUGCUUGCUGUUUACUUUUUGAGCCCUGCCCCAGCAUCCCUUAGGGGCCAACAGGUACCACAGGCUGCGGCAGCAGCCCCUCUAAGCCCUCUUCCAGAUCCCGGUCUGGAAGGACGAGGGAAGCUAAGCCUCGGAGCUGGAAGAGGACCCCAGAGGAUGAGGAGAGGGGCUUCCUAAGUGACCUUCAGAGACUUCCCUGAGACCAGCUCUGCUGCCCGUGCUGCCCGGGAGCAACUGCGUCCGUCCAGAAACCACUUCCUGUACAGAUUGCUUGUUUUUACUUCUGUGGGUUUUUUUUGUUUUGUUUUGUUUUUUUAAGAUAAAAUAAGAGCCUAGGGGAAUAGGUACUGUGUAGAAGGCGGGUCCCUGGGGUUGGGAAGGGAUGUGCCCCUUCUCCACACACCCCUUCUCCAUUUGCAAAUAUAUUUUGGAAGACAGCUGAGGCCCAGCCUUUA
Messenger RNA from Echinops telfairi (small Madagascar hedgehog), 4171 nucleotides. RefSeq names its product erb-b2 receptor tyrosine kinase 2 (gene ERBB2). NCBI's taxonomy places the organism in Eukaryota, Metazoa, Chordata, Mammalia, Afrosoricida, Tenrecidae. Gene Ontology annotation, molecular function: transmembrane receptor protein tyrosine kinase activity; ATP binding. Bases 1 to 3498 code for a protein of 1165 amino acids. Gene Ontology annotation, cellular component: signaling receptor complex; basal plasma membrane. The record is from RefSeq and is a predicted model, not a curated record. The transcript has 26 exons. Gene Ontology annotation, biological process: positive regulation of kinase activity; cell surface receptor protein tyrosine kinase signaling pathway; protein phosphorylation.